Messenger RNA from Alternaria conjuncta, 1044 nucleotides. RefSeq lists its product as uncharacterized. The coding region runs from base 1 to 1044 and encodes 347 amino acids. Lineage: Eukaryota; Fungi; Ascomycota; Dothideomycetes; Pleosporales; Pleosporaceae. The transcript has a single exon. The record is from RefSeq and is a predicted model, not a curated record.
AUGAGCAUCGUCAUGGCAUCCGCAUCGAUAAAGACGAGCGAGCUGUUGCGCUGGCAGCCAUGGCUUGCAGAACACAAUAUCGCUGGUUUUGAGCUUAAGGGCUGGAUCACCCUCAUCGCAUUGUUACUUCCCCUACUAUGCGUCUUCGCUUUCAGAAAGUACCGCAAGAUGCAAUACCAGAACAAGAAGCCGUUCCGAUUUCUGGACCUACCACAAGAGCUGCGGGAUAUGGUGUACGAGCAUUUCCUUGACGAUCCCAUCUACCCACCACCAGCGCGCAACGAAAUCCAGCGCUCAACGCUGAACUGGAUGCGACCCGCGCGCUGGACAUCCACAUCCACAUCAUCGCCUGUGCGACACGAGAGUAAAUGGAUAUUCCUAGCGAACAAGCAAGUCUACUCAGAAUACAUGGACAUGAUCUGCAAGCGCAAGACCUUCCACUUCAGCGUCACGCCCCAGACAUACAAGCCCGCCACAACCAUCCCUCCAUCUGCAUUCCCAGCGCCAUCAACACAGGACAACCGGGUAUGGAACAUCUCGCCCGACCUGCUCUCCAAAGUGCAAAACUGCUCCCUCAAACUCGUCACAACAUCCUCCAUGCUCGGCGUCACAGACCCGCGCUCCAUGACAUCCUCAUCCUGGACGCUCGGCCGCCGCAUGCGCGAGCAACUCAAACACAUGUCCAACGUCAAGACCUUUACUCUCGACGCCAAAGCUCUCGGCGAUCCCCUCUGGAAUCCGCUUUGGAUCUGGUACCACGCUUCCCAGUCACUCAAGAUGCUCGGCACGGAGUACUCUGACACCGUGCCGCGGGGGCCACAGCUCACUGGCAUAACAUUCAGUUUGGAUACGUGGAGCCCGGGCGAGAACUACUUGAGGAGGGAUGAGGCGAGUGGUGGGCAGUGGGUGUGGUAUUGCAUGAAGAACCAUCUUAUUGGGAUGGAUAUGGGUGCGGACAUGACGGUGAGGGAGUUUUGCGCAAAGUUGUAUCAGGAGUGCAGUAUCUGUAGAGUGGAUGAGGAGGGGGAUACGACUGUGAUUUGA